ACGACGAAUCAAUCUUGCAUUGCACAGUCGUGGUAUUUUUUUUCAUUUUGUAUUCAAAGUGGUUCUAUGCGUGCUUUCGCAAAGUUUUUGUUUUAGUUUAAGGGGGCCAGCCCCCGGCCGUUGAACUAUUUCAAUGCCGUGAAAAGUGCAAUCACGAUGAGCAAAAUGUCCAAGAACAAACUGAACCUGACCCUCCCACCGGGGUCUAUCGACACGGCCCCGGCUGCGACUCCAUCGAACAUGACUCCGCAGUUGAAGUCCGCGACAGCCACUGAUCGAAUGACGGGCCUCGCCGGGAAAUCAAAGAGCAGCAUCGAGGUCCUCACAGAGAGGCUGGAACAGAUUGAGAUGGACGACACCCAGCGACGACGGAUAGAAGUGUUCCUCUGCCAGAAAGAGAAGAUCGGAGAGCUGAGCGACGAUGACUUUGAGAAACUCGGCGAACUUGGUCAGGGCAACGGUGGCGUCGUAAUGAAAGUCCGUCACAAGUCGACCGGCCUAAUCAUGGCCCGCAAGCUCAUCCACCUCGAAGUGAAGCCAGCCAUCAAAAAACAGAUCAUCAGAGAGCUGAAAGUUCUACAUGAAUGCAACUUUACCCACAUCGUUGGAUUCUACGGGGCCUUCUAUAGUGAUGGUGAAAUCUCUAUAUGUAUGGAAUAUAUGGAUGGCGGCUCUUUGGAUUUAAUUUUGAAGAAAGCUGGCAGGAUUCCAGAGUCAAUUUUAGGAACUAUCACCUCAGCGGUACUGAAAGGGCUGAGCUACCUGCGCGACAAGCACGCCAUCAUGCACCGAGACGUGAAGCCUUCCAACAUACUAGUUAAUAGCAACGGAGAAAUCAAGAUCUGUGACUUUGGUGUCUCCGGGCAGCUUAUUGACUCCAUGGCUAACUCGUUUGUUGGCACUAGGAGUUAUAUGUCGCCGGAGCGUCUCCAAGGCACGCAUUAUUCCGUUCAGUCGGACAUCUGGUCGCUCGGGCUGUCUCUAGUAGAGAUGGCAAUCGGGAUGUACCCCAUCCCCCCGCCUGAUGCCAAGACCUUGGCGCACAUCUUCGGCGCCCAGAACGAGGACCACUCACCUGGACAGUCCGUGUCCGCCAUCCCCGCGCCGAACUCGCCGCGGCCGAUGGCGAUAUUCGAGCUCCUGGACUACAUAGUGAACGAGCCGCCGCCCAAGCUGCCCUCCGGUCUGUUCUCAGACCACUUCAAGGACUUCGUCGACCGCUGCCUCAAGAAGAACCCGGAUGAGAGGGCCGACUUGAAGACCCUUAUGAACCACGAGUGGGUGCGGCAGGCGGAGGCGGCCGGCGUGGACAUCGCGGGCUGGGUGUGCAAGACCAUGGACCUGCUGCCCUCCACGCCCAACUCUAACGUGUCUCCUUUUUCUUCAUAAGCUGCAAGAAGUGCAUAAUUUCAACAGCGAAAAAGGGUCAAAACAUUUCCCAAGAAAGAGCGGGCGACACGAUCAGUGAAGAUUCGGGGUCCGAAGAGCAUUGAGGUCGGACAGAGAUAGCAGUAUGUCAACUCUAGAUACCAUUUCACUCACACGUCCGGCACUGUCAGGGUGAACUACCCGAUGAAAGGCAGUGAGACCAGUCGUCGACUCCUAUUGGAAAACCUGCUUAGGGUGCCGACGAUAGGGUAGUUCCCCUAUAUAACGCACGGUUGACACCUGUCAAGGUGUCAUCUGUGGGUGCUAGUGUGUCGGGCGCUACAGUAGUCAUGUUUGACGCGGUCAGUUUCGAAAACUUUAUUCUGUGAUAACACUGGUAACUAAAGUAUCCCUAUAAUGUCUUAAAAAAGUAAAGUGUCCAUUUUAAAUGUGAAAAAAAAAGUGAUUUCAUUUGUUUGCUUUACUGUAUCGCCAAGCAAGAAUAAAUGAAUACGAUAAUUUUACCUGCAAUGGCAAACUGACUUCAUUCUGUAGCUGUUCAUUAACAAUGAAACUUGUUGAUUGUGCAAAACGUAACAUGUUUUCAUAAUUGUAAUCGAAAACGAAAACACGAAAUUAUAAGGAAUAAUGUCAUGAAACGUAAUUAGUAAUUAGAUCGAAGGCAAAGCGAACUGACCGCCGUCCGUCACAACUGAAACAUUAAACGAAACAUAUCACAAAACAAUUAGUACGCAUCGGGAGAACUGGCAUCAAAUACUCAAAAUUGAACAUUUAAUUUCUAGAAUUGGCUAAAUUAAGGUAAAUUUCUUAGGCAUUUCGUGUGUUACGCUACACUUGGAAACUAAAUGUUUUUAGUUUUUGGGACUUCCAUCCAUAUAUCACGUGUAUGGUGAGAGUAAGUGCCACCGAUGGUAGUGUAUUGUAACACCGAUAGAUAGGAGUAAUACUAAAACAUAGUGCAUUCGUGGACGAAUCGAGGUUUCGCAACGUAAAACGACUAAUUGAUAAAUGGUCAAGUAGAGUUGAUUUCACUAGUCGCAAGUCGAAAAAAUGUUAGUAGUGUUUUGACAUAUUUUUCUUUGCUGAAAGUGCGUGAUUCAUGUCAGCUGAUACUCGUUAUUUGGAUAAUUUAUGGGAAGCCGCAGCACUCAAACGGGGCCGGCUCUGCUCCCGUGGGACUGUUGCGGCAUCCAUCUUUUGUAAUCUGUAAAAUACAGUCAUUUGUAGACUGCACGAAAAAAAUAUAAAAUCAUAAAAAAAAAAUCGGUAGCAGGGAGAGGUAAAUCGAUGAAAUACCAUUCAAAGUAGCGUUCCUCACAAUAGGGUUUAUGUCUGGCGAUUUUUCCUUGUAAUAUAGCUUAGCAAAUGCUCGAAAUAUAUACUCGUAUCGCCUAAUAGAUAUUCUCGCAUAGGAAGAUUUUUAAAUGAAUCCGUUUUUUCUGUGAUAAACAUCAUGUGAUAACAGACGCUUAUAAUAUGGAAACCCUCAUUAGGAAUGAUGCUUUGUAUGGAGGUUUACAGUCUUCAUUGUGUUACUCCUCCCUGGCGGUAGUUACGUUUUUCCUCAUAUUUUGACGUGAUGCACUACUUUACGUUUGGUUUGUGUAUGGUAGCUUCGUUUUAGUCCUGUUUUGUCCCGAGCACGUGUUUAGUUAUGUAGUGUGAUGUGUUGUGUGUGCGGUUGGUUGGCUGCGUUCAGGCCCAUAAAUUAUAUUGACACUAAAGUUGCCUGCUGCUUACGUAAUAUACGACGAUAUCGCGUUCGAAAUGACAAUCAAAAUUCAAUUGAAAAUUUAAAAUGGUUGUUUUUGGGUGGCAAAUUUAAUCCUCUGGGACAGCAGGUAUAUAUAGUCAGUUUUUGACUCGCCUUUUCAAACUUAACGACAUCAUCAUUAAGGAAAUCGCAAAUUACAUUAAAUUCAUAAUUUUCUAAAAUUGAGUUAUAUGUGGCAGGCAACAAUGUGCAAAUUGUUCACUUUGUAUUCAUAUAUAUUAUAGACACUCAUUUUACCACAAGUUACCCUAGUUAUAACCUGACACGUGGGUCUAAUGAUAAAUGUGACGUCCCCAAUAAACUAGACAAGUUUCAAAAUGUAGGUUAAUAAUUUUAUGGGUCUGUCUCGCGCCAUACUGGCCUGUCUACACAAGCUUUUCGUUUUUCUCUCACUCGCCGAACGCCUUCCCCGCACGUAUGAUUGUUGAGUAUGUUCCUUUACGCUUCUCCUUAUUAUUAGCUGUUUAACCUCAAUUAGAGUUUAUUUAUGUUGUUCUACAGUGAAAUGGGUCUUAUAGCGGUACCACUUACGUGGUAUACUUGACGUAAGUGAUUCCACUACGAAUGUCCCUUUUUCUAAAGAAUAACAUAUUUAAUUGUGAUAAACGUUGUAGAAGUAUGCGUGUCUAUGUGAUUCAUAGAUUUUUUGCUGUGUUUAUGAUAAAAAAACUCGCUUAUAUGCCUUCGAGAUAGGUUCUAUUUAUAUAAUUCUCGCUAAAAUAAGACUUAAGUUUAUAAACUGACGAUUAUGAUUGUUUUAAAUUCCAAUUUGUUAUAUUUUGUAUAUAAAAGGUGACAUACUAAGGAUAUACAUUAGUUAUUGUGUAAGUAGGAUUGUAUCCUCGAUUUACAAUCUUAGAUAGUUUUCAAAUAACUAUGUCAAAAGUUGUUUAAAUAAUACUGAAUUAUGUUUUAUUAUUCUAAAGCAUAGUUUAAAAUAGGACCAACUUUUCUCUAUCGACGUUGUGCUUAGAGGUCUCGAACUUGGCAAGUUUUUUUGUAAAUCAGAGACGUCUAAAAUGAGAGAUCUGCGCCACAGGCUCCUUUUAGUCAAGAGUGUGCGAAGGUUAUAUUGCCUGGCUAACUCAUAACAAACGUAUGUUACAAUAAAAUACUUAUUCAAAUACAUAUAUUGUUGUGCUGCAGAAUGGCUAUUCCGAACAGAUAUUCUCAUGUACAGAUGUAAUGCAUAAUUGUUUCACUUCGUAUUUUCUCGGAAACGUUCGUAUAUGUCAUGCUACUUCAGUCGACCUCAGUACUUUUAGUUCCGAUACUAACUGAAAUAGACACGUUCGUACGUUUCGGUGAAAAUACGAUGGAAAAUAAUUAUGCACUACAUCUGUAACAUAAUUAUACGUUUGUUAUACGUGGUUGUGCAGAAACCAGAAACCUAAAUUCAAUAAAAAAACCUAUAUCUGCAAUAUGUGUGCAAUUGUAUAAGCGUCGUUUUUUAAACCAAAAUGAUGCGUAUAUUGGAGUUCUAUCAAGAGCUUCGAUAACCUCAUAAGUAUUUACCUUAUGAGUUAAUUUUAGAUAUUUAAAUAUGUUGAAAUUAAUUUCAACGUUUAGUUGACGAGACUUUAAUAUAAGCCGAAAUAAGUAUUUUCUAUCUUUAUCAAUAAAUCGGAAAUAUGGUAAUUAUUGUUAGUCUAAAAAUUCAUUCUUUAAUUGCCUAUUUAUGACUGCGCCUUAAUGACGGUGAAUUUUAAAGUAGAUCUUCUGGAUAAGCAUAAAAAUUCUUCCUAAAUCCAAGUUUCAAUGUAUUUCUUGAUGGUAAUAAACUAUAAACUGAAAAUAGAUGUCAUAAUAUUUUAUAAAAAGUGACGAAGCGCUCCAAUGCUGAAGGCCGGUUAAACUAUUUCUCCUGGCGGUUCAAAUUUUCUAUGGAGUUGGUAACUACGAUUUAAACAUAAUACAAUGGUUAAACAAUUUCACCAGUCUUUAAAAAACUAGUCUAUUGCGAGAUACAUAUUUCAGGGUAAACUGCUAUAUUGUUGACGCCACCGUUUAUUUCCAUUCAUUGAUUUUUAUCAAGGAGUGUCAGUAAUCGGGUAGUUUACCUUAUAUCAAAGAUUCGUUUAUUGUAUUAGAUGUGUAGUCUAAGCUUCGCGCUUAAAAUAAAUAGUUUUCAAAUAGAUAGAUGGCUCUGUACGGCUCCGUACAUUAUGCCGUAACUCUGGUUACCAAUAGUUUUUCGUAUGGCAAUUGAGUUACCACAAAACAUAUAGCAUAUACCACGCCCCCUUCUUUAGAUGUCCAUCUCGGGGUACGAUUUUUUCUUAGAGUUCACACACCUUAUACGAUGAAUGAAUCUUUGCCCCGUAUUAAAAUGCAUACCUAGUUCAAUCUUAUGAAACCAGUUCGAGUUAGUAAAGUGUUAUAUUCUAUUAUUCUAGAAUUUCAACUUAGUUUCUAAGAAAUAUCGUGACACCAAUUAUUUCUCAUAGAGAAAUUAUUUAUUUUUGGAUAAGUGAUUUUACUUGCAUUUUAUUAAUUUAGAUAUUUUAGAUGCAUUUUAGCUUUUCAUAAUUCGUUUUACUCGCAAUUAGUCGUUUUUAUGCGCUUAUAACUUAACCAGAUUUUAAUUCGUUUUUUUUAGAUAAUAAAGAAAGGACAUUAGUGGCAUGUGAUUGACAUAAUAUCACCAUAUAUCACCGUAUGUGCAUUUUAGAAAACACAAUAUGUGACGUCCCACGGGUAAAAGUACCUUAUGGCGGUUAGCGCAUACGCUAUUAUUAACACCGCUCCAAUAUUAUUGCGGCGCUAUGCGACGUAAGCGCCAGCCGCCAUAAGGUACCUUUUGCCGUGGAACGUCACAUAUAAUAUCUACAUUGGUCUUAUACCAAAAUUGACGUGCCAAGGUAAAAUCUCGGUAAGGACAAAUAUUUUCCAUUGACAAAUUUACGUUACUCUAUUCCAAUUGAAAAAGAGUUAAAUUUCAUCAAACUGAAUAAGUACCAUAAUUAGGACCGAGAGCCGUAGCAGGUUAAAGAGCUAUAUUAUAAAUGCACAUAUACGUUACGCUAAAUACGUUAGACGUAACACCAAUACACAUUAGCGUCUUAAUUACAUUCCACUAAGGUCGGUUUUCCUUUUAACGACACAUUUUUUUUAAUAGACCAUGAAGACAGGACUUGUUUUUUUUAAUCUCGUAUGAAAUCGCGUCCAACUUCGACUGUUUAAUGUAUAUCGCUACGUGAUUGUAUUGUGUCGUAACGUUUUAUUAUUUUGUAUAAUAUUAAGCUUCUAUGUUAGGUGUAGUCAUAGUUAUGUACAAAAUAUAUGUUAAUGGAAAACGAUAAAUUGUUUUAUUGUAAUUAUCAUUUAUCAUCAGCUGAUAUAAACAAGGAUAUAUUGAUUAAGAUGCGUAAAAUCUAAGACAAUUUCGUGCUUCGAAUUUGACAGGUAAACGAGAUGGCGCUGUA
Molecule: messenger RNA, 6588 nt
Organism: Cydia fagiglandana
Lineage: Eukaryota; Metazoa; Arthropoda; Insecta; Lepidoptera; Tortricidae
Gene: Dsor1
Product: dual specificity mitogen-activated protein kinase kinase dSOR1
Exons: 8
Coding region: 157-1389 (410 amino acids)
Biological process (GO): protein phosphorylation
Molecular function (GO): ATP binding; protein kinase activity
Source: RefSeq, a predicted model, not a curated record